AAACGAUGAAUCAUCUCCCCUACACGGGCGAAGUAGCUUAACAUAUACAUAUACAGUCUCUGCUCUCCCUCUCCCUCGCUACUUUUUUUAGGGCGGGAGAUAAAUCCAUUGCCUUCUAAAAUCUGCAGUCUCUUUCCCAAAAUUCACCGCUCCAGGAAAUAAAAUCUCACCAUCUCCCCACUACCAACGCUAGGCAAAAAAAGAAGAAAACAAAUGGGAUAUAUAGGGUCACAUGGAAUAGCAGCACUGCACAAAUACAAAUACAGUGGAGUAGAUCACUCUUGUGUUGCUAAAUAUGUUUUGCAACCGUUUUGGGCUCGCUUUGUUAACCUCUUCCCUCUUUGGAUGCCGCCGAAUAUGAUUACGCUUAUGGGAUUUAUGUUCUUAGUGACUUCGGCAUUUCUCGGUUAUAUUUAUUCACCUCGCUUGGAUACGCCUCCGCCGAGAUGGGUUCAUUUUGCGCACGGAUUGCUUCUAUUUUUAUAUCAGACUUUUGAUGCUGUUGAUGGAAAACAAGCUCGGCGGACAAACUCGUCCAGUCCACUGGGGGAGCUUUUUGACCAUGGAUGUGAUGCGCUUGCUUGUGCGUUCGAAAGCAUGGCUUUUGGUAGCACUGCCAUGUGUGGAAGAGAUACUUUCUGGUUUUGGCUUAUUUCAGCAGUUCCAUUUUAUUGUGCAACAUGGGAAAACUUUUUCACCAAUACUCUUAUUCUUCCAGCAAUUAAUGGACCUACAGAGGGUCUGAUGCUAAUAUGCAUGGCUCAUUUUCUUACAGCUGUAGUCGGUGCCGGGUGGUGGGCUCAACAGUUUGCGAUGUCUUUCCCAUUCUUGAGUUGGUUGCCAUUUGUAAGUGAAAUCCCUACUUACAGAGUUGUGCAGUUUUUAAUGACAGCUUUUGCUGUUAUACCUACAGUGGGAUUCAAUGUGUCUAAUGUCUACAAGGUUGUUCAAGCAAGAAAAGGCAGCAUGUUGCUGGCUUUAGCAAUGCUUUACCCUUUUGUUGUGCUCGUUGGCGGAGUCCUAUUGUGGGAUUAUCUGUCUCCAUCUGAUCUAAUGUCAAACUAUCCUCAUUUGGUCAUAUUGGGAACUGGACUUGCAUUUGGGUUUCUUGUGGGAAGGAUGAUUUUGUCUCACUUGUGUGAUGAACCGAAGGGAUUGAAAACCAACAUGUGUAUGUCUCUGUUAUAUCUACCAUUUGCCAUCGCAAAUGCACUCGCAGCCAGACUGAAUGAUGGAGUUGCUUUAGUUGAUGAGUUCUGGGUUCUUCUUGGUUACUGUGUAUUCACAAUGGGACUCUAUUUACACUUAGCCACAUCUGUCAUCCAUGAAAUUACAACAGCUCUGGGAAUAUGCUGCUUCAGGAUAACUAGGAAGAAGGCAUGAAAACGAUAGUUCUGAUUUUGCUGGCAAUUCUGGAGCAACGGGGCAAACUAUCUGUCAUGUUACUUUUACCCCCCUCUGUUACAGACUAUUCAACUAGUGUGAUAAUAGAGUAGGUGAACUGAGGAAUUCACACUUUUUAAGCAUCGUUAUAUAUUGAAAUUUAUAGUGGAUGCCAGAGUUUUCUA
Molecule: messenger RNA, 1568 nt
Organism: Populus trichocarpa (black cottonwood)
Lineage: Eukaryota; Viridiplantae; Streptophyta; Magnoliopsida; Malpighiales; Salicaceae
Product: choline/ethanolaminephosphotransferase 1
Exons: 20
Coding region: 214-1383 (389 amino acids)
Biological process (GO): phospholipid biosynthetic process
Cellular component (GO): membrane
Molecular function (GO): phosphotransferase activity, for other substituted phosphate groups
Source: RefSeq, a predicted model, not a curated record